AAGAUGUUUGGACUGUCCCAUGGUCAUCUCAGUGAAGGCUGACUUUGUGAAGGCUUGCAGACCACCCUGUGUUCUCAAUGAGGGCAGACUGAAUACUUCUUGCCAGCCAUUCUGUGCUCUCCGCGGUGAGGGCAGACACUGCGGUCCAUCCUGCGUUCUCAGUGACGGCAGACACUGAAUACUCGUAAGCCAUCCUGUGCGCUCGUUAGUGAAGGUAGACACUGAAAUACACAGGCCAUCCUUUGCUCUCUUCCAUGAGGGCAGACACUGAAGACAUGCCUGCUGUCCUGUGCUCUCUUUGGAGAGGGUAAAUACUGUGAAUACUCGCAAUAUAUCCUGUGUUCCCUUCAGUGAGGGCAGUCAUUGUGAAGAAACAAGGAUCCAUCCUGUGCCCUCCUCGGUGAGGGCAGACACUGUGAAGACACGCGGGCUGUCCUGCACUCUCCUCGGUGAGAGCAGACACUGAAGACGUGUGCCCUGUCCUAUGGUCACCUCAGUGAAGGCAGACUUUGUGAAGACACGUGGGCCAUCCUGUGUUCUCCUAAAUGAGGGCAGACACUGUGAAUACUCGUAAGCCAUCCUGUGCUCUCCUGUAUGAGGGCAGACACUGAUGAAACAAGGAGCCGUCCUGUGCUCUCCUCGGUGAUGGCAGUCCCUGUGAAGAUGCUCCAGCUGUCCUGUCUCUUCUCAGUGAGGGCAGACAUUGUGAAGACAUGUGUGCCAACAUUUGCUUUCCAUGGUUGGGACAGACUGAAGACUCGGGAGCUGUCCUGUGCUGUCCUCGGUGAGGGCAGACACUGAGAAGAUUCGCGGACUGUACUAUACUCUCCUGGGUGAGGGCAGACAUCGUGAAGACAUACAGGCUGUCCUGUGCUCUCCUUGGUGAGGGCAAACAUUUUGAAGACACAAGGGCCGUCCUUGGCUCUCCUAGGUCGAGAAGCAGCUCCAGCUGGGAUGGCUCCAGCAUCUCCGAGGGCCACAGGGCUCCAGCCCCGCGGGUGACACCCUAGACCUCCAGCAGCUGGCCAUCUGUGCUACUGUAGGCCAGUCCUCAGACCACUCACCAUGGGUGGCUGCUUUUCCAAGCCCAAACCAGUGGAACUCAAGAUUGAGGUGGUGCUCCCAGAGAAGGAGAGGGGCAAGGAGGAGCUGUCAGCCAGUGGGAAGGGCAGCCCCCGGUCUUACCAGGGCAAUGGCACAGCCCGCCACUUCCACGAAGAGGAGCGCCUGUCAGCCCCACACCCCUACCCCAGCUCUCAAGACUGCGUGGAGGCCGCCGUUUGCCAUGUCAAAGACCUCGAGAAUGGCCAGAUGCGAGAAGUGGAGCUGGGCUUGGGGAAAGUGUUGCUGGUGAAGGACAAUGGAGAAUUCCACGCUCUGGGCCACAAGUGUCCUCACUAUGGGGCACCUCUUGUGAAAGGUGUACUGUCCCGUGGCCGGGUACGCUGCCCUUGGCAUGGCGCUUGCUUCAAUAUCAGUACCGGAGACCUGGAGGACUUCCCAGGCCUGGACAGUCUGCACAAGUUCCAGGUGAAGAUAGAGAAGGAGAAGGUGUAUGUCCGGGCCAGCAAGCAGGCCCUGCAAAUACAACGAAGGACAAAGGUGAUGGCCAAGUGUAUCUCUCCAAGUGCUGGGCACAGUGGCAGCACGAAUGUACUCAUUGUGGGCGCAGGUGCUGCUGGCCUGGUGUGUGCGGAGACACUGCGGCAGGAGGGCUUCUCAGAUCGGAUUGUCUUGUGCACACUGGAUCGGUACCUGCCCUAUGACCGAGCCAAGCUCAGCAAGUCCCUGGAUUCACAGCCCGAGCAACUAGCUCUGAGGCCCAGGGAGUUCUUCCGGGCUUAUGGCAUCGAGGUGCUCACCGAGGCUCAGGUAGUCACAGUGGAUGUGAGAAACAAGAAGGUCGUGUUCAAGGAUGGCUUUAAGCUGGAGUACAGCAAGCUACUGCUGGCACCAGGGAGCAGCCCUAAGACCUUGAGCUGCAAAGGUAAAGAGGUGGAGAAUGUGUUCACCAUUCGGACACCUGAGGAUGCCAAUCGGGUGGUGCGGCUGGCCUGGGGCCGCAAUGCUGUUGUUGUGGGAGCUGGCUUCCUGGGGAUGGAGGUGGCUGCUUAUCUAACGGAGAAGGCCCACUCCGUGUCUGUGGUGGAGCUGGAGGAUACGCCCUUCCGGAAGUUCCUGGGGGAGCGUGUAGGUCGUACCCUCUUGAAGAUGUUUGAGAACAACCGAGUAAAGUUCUACAUGCAGACAGAGGUGCUGGAGUUUCGUGCCCAUGAGGGGAAGCUGCAGGAAGUGGUGUUGAAGAGCAGCAAGGUCCUUCGGGCUGACGUCUGUGUGGUGGGCAUUGGUGCGGUGCCUGCCACAGGCUUCCUGCGGCAGAGCGGCAUUGGUCUGGAUUCCCGAGGUUUCAUCCCUGUCAACAAGAUGAUGCAGACCAAUGUCCCAGGUGUGUUUGCCGCUGGUGAUGCCGUUACCUUCCCCCUUUCUUGGAGAAACAACCGGAAAGUGAACAUUCCACACUGGCAGAUGGCUCAUGCUCAGGGGCGUGUGGCAGCCCAGAACAUGCUGGCACAGGAAGCAGAGAUCAGCACGGUGCCCUAUCUGUGGACUUCCAUGUUUGGCAAGAGCCUGCGCUAUGCAGGCUAUGGAGAAGGCUUCGACGAUGUCAUCAUCCAGGGGGAUCUGGAGGAGCUGAAGUUUGUGGCUUUUUACACCAAAGGCGACGAGGUGAUCGCUGUGGCCAGCAUGAACUACGAUCCCAUCGUAUCCAAGGUGGCUGAGGUGCUGGCCUCAGGCCGGACCAUCCGGAAGCGGGAGGUGGAGACCGGUGACAUGUCUUGGCUCACAGGGAAAGGAUCCUGAGCUUGCAUGUGGUGAACUUGGGAAGGCAUUCUGGGCGCCAGAGUAAGAGACCAAGCCCUGGGGGCAGGUGCCAAUCUCCAAUUUCCCAGGAUCUCCCAGGGCAGAAUCUGAGCCUUCCCAACACUUGCCUUCAACUGCCUGGCUCCAUCCAGAUGCGCUUCGCUGCUUCCAGAAGAUGCUCCUACCCCGAGGCCUCAGCUGUUAUUGACAGCUGGCUCUGGAGCUGGGACAGGUUCUGCCUCUCUCCCCUCUCUUAACAAUUCCUCUGGAGGACCCUGAAACAUGUUAGAAAUUACCUUAAAAAUU
Jaculus jaculus (lesser Egyptian jerboa) is the source of this 3168-nucleotide messenger RNA. It is a transcript of the gene Aifm3, whose product is annotated as apoptosis inducing factor mitochondria associated 3. NCBI's taxonomy places the organism in Eukaryota, Metazoa, Chordata, Mammalia, Rodentia, Dipodidae. The transcript is spliced from 20 exons. Bases 1066 to 2862 code for a protein of 598 amino acids. Gene Ontology annotation, molecular function: oxidoreductase activity, acting on NAD(P)H; 2 iron, 2 sulfur cluster binding; flavin adenine dinucleotide binding. The record is from RefSeq and is a predicted model, not a curated record. Gene Ontology annotation, cellular component: mitochondrion; cytoplasm. Gene Ontology annotation, biological process: execution phase of apoptosis.